This is a messenger RNA of Penicillium macrosclerotiorum, 648 nucleotides long. RefSeq names its product sugar O-acetyltransferase. Gene Ontology annotation, molecular function: acetyltransferase activity. Lineage: Eukaryota; Fungi; Ascomycota; Eurotiomycetes; Eurotiales; Aspergillaceae. The transcript has 3 exons. Bases 1 to 648 code for a protein of 215 amino acids. The record is from RefSeq and is a predicted model, not a curated record.
AUGGCGCAUUCCAAGGAGUGGCAGAAAAUGCUCCGGGGCGAGUUGUACUGGGCUUGGGACGAAGAUCUACAGGCGAACAGAACACGAUGCAAGCAGGCUUGCGAGGCAUUCAAUGCUGCGGGAUCGACUUCUCGACGUUGCAAGGUGGCAUUAUGGAGAAACAUUGUUGGUGACACACGUCCUUUGCCGCCAGUCAACCCAGAUCCGAAGCAAGAUGAAGAUCUUUUCGAAGAAACGGACCCGUUCGUGGAUGGGCCCAUUUCGAUCGACCAUGGACUCAAUUUCAAGGUCGGCAAGGGCACUUUUCUGAACUUCAAUCUUCUUGUUCUGGAUACUUGUCUCAUCACAAUUGGCGAGCGGGUACUCUUUGGGCCUAAUGUCUGUCUAUACGGAGCCACGCAUCCGAUGGAUCCGGCUGUCAGGCAAGGGUUGAAAGGACCGGAGGCUGGUAAGGAGAUCCACAUCGAGGACGAUGUAUGGAUUGGCGGGAGUGCGACCAUCCUUGCUGGGGUACGCAUUGGGAAAGGCAGCACGGUUGGAGCAGGCUCAGUCGUGACAAAGGACGUUCCGGCAUUUCACUUUGUUGCCGGCAAUCCCGCCCGAGUCAUUCGUCGAAUCGAGACCUCAAUGGAUCCGGAGCAGCAAUGA